Molecule: messenger RNA, 3160 nt
Organism: Caenorhabditis angaria
Lineage: Eukaryota; Metazoa; Nematoda; Chromadorea; Rhabditida; Rhabditidae
Source: the annotation of a GenBank genome assembly
AUGCGACUUCUUCUUCUUCUCGUUUUUUUGGCGGGAAUUGUUUGGGGCGCGAAAAAUGAUGAUUAUCGAAGAAAAUUGAAUGCGAAUGACAAGUUUUUGGAUGAGUUGGAUAGUCAAGAGAUUUUGGGAAUCGCUGAACUUGAUACCAAUUCGGAGCAUUAUCGGAAAGAAUUUAAAAAUGUUGUGGACAAUACGGUGAGUUUGAUUUAUCGAACAUUUGCAGGAAGGGAACAACAUGAGCGCGUGGCCGAGUGGUUAGCACUCACGUCUUUGAAUUUUGAGGUCAUGGGUUCGAUCCCGCAUCGAGGCAAACAUUUUUAUUUUUUUUUAAAUUUCCAUUGUUCCAGGGCACAUUUCUUCCCGAAAUCACCGAGGCCUGCUAUAGAUUCCUCAGCACCAACCUAACCGAACAAGAAACGCGACUUUUGGCGGAUAUCGUCAGCCGACAGGAUGCGAUUGUUUUGAUGAGCCACGAACAAUUGAAAGAUGCCUAUACCAAUAUGAUGAACAAACUUUUGGCUGCCGCAAAAGACCAUGUUACAAUUGAUGUAGGUUUUGAAGUGAGAAAAAAAUAAGAUUUAAAAAAUUUGCAGAACAUUGAGAUUUGCAAAUAUGUGAUCACAAAACGACAAAUCAAAUCGUUCCGCGGAUUUUUCGAAUGGAUGGAUAUUUAUGAUGUGAGUUCUCCUAACUUAACCUAAUUUUUGAAAAAAAAACCCUUCAAUUUUUUCCAGCAAGAAGAAAUGGUGAAAUAUUACAAAAGAGGAGAAUGGGCUGAGUUGUUGAAUGCGAUUGUGGGGAAUUUGAACAAAUUGUACUACGAGAAAUCACAUUUGCUGCCGAAACAUGCGAUGAUUUUGCGCAAAUUGUGUACUGGAACAGCGAUGGUUGCGCUGAAGACUACAGAAGCUCAAGAUAUUGUAAGUUUGGCCCACAACGUUGAGACGAAACUUGCUUGAAGUUAGGAUAACUUGAUUUCAGUUCCGCAAACUCUACGACAACAACUAUUAUCGUGGCGCCUAUGAAUGGGUCACCUACAACAUCAACGCUUCUCACCAUCACAAUUGGCAUCAUGUUAGUUAGAGCAACUUGAUCUUCUAACAAAAUUCUGAAAAAAUAUUUAUUUCCAGGUUCAACAUGCUUAUCGAAUUUGUUUGAAGCUCGAGAGUUAUGCUCCAAGAGUUAUUAAUCGUCUUGAUGCGGUGAGUUAUGACGUGGCAAAAAUAAAUUUUCGAAUUUUUGGUGAAAAUUUGAGAUUUGGGAUCAAAAAUUGCAAUUUUUCAACCAAGAAUAGGUCUCGAAGCGAACACCUACAGUAAUCCUUUAAGAUCUACAUUUUCUAUAAAACUUCAAGUUUUUUCACAGAACCGUGAGAAAAUCCAAUUUUCUGAAAUUUUGAAAUAAUCUACAGUAAUUUAAUCUAGGUUACAGUAAUUUUAGGCUACAGUAAUAAUAGUUGGAAUGUUAACCAAGCAUGGGUCCCGAAGCGAACACCUACAGUAAUCCUCAAAAAAUCCCCCAUGAUCCAUUUUUUUUUUUAAAAUUUGAAGUAUUUUCACAGAACCGUGAGAAAAUCCAAUUUUCUAAAAUAAUCUAGGCUACAGUAAUCCUAAACAUCGCCUUAUUUGAAAAAAAACUUAUCUACAGUAAUCCAAAAAAAAUUUUUAAAAAUUUUCGAAAACUAUUUUUUUCCAAUUUUUUGAUAUUUUUUCCACACGAAAAUGAAAAAAAAACUAUUUUUGUUUUUUUUUCAAUUUUAAACACCCCAAAAGACCUUAUUUAGAAAACGAUCUACAUUAAACCCGAAAAAAAAGAAAAUGAGAAAUUUAGGCCUAAUUUAGUGCCCUAAAAAGCCCUAAACAUUCAAAUUUUGCAGCGCAACACAAUGAUCGACAUCCGCGAAAUUAUUCGACAAAAAAUGGAGACCCCAGAGCUGGCGAACAAAUUAGACCUUCAACAUUUGCUCGAUUCCCUCUACACUUAUCUCCAAAAAACUCCUCGCAAUGAAACCGGCGAAUUUGCGGAAAGUUUUGCCAGAUAUUGCGAUAAGAUUGUGGAUGAUCGCAAUGAAAUUGUUCGAUUCAGCAGUUUUCAUCAAACUAUUCAUCAGGAAAAGGCGGCUUUUGAGGAAAUUAAGGUGAGUUGGGAAGUUCAGCUAACUCUCCUACUCUGGAUAGUUAUGACGUGGCAAAGUAAUAUUUUCGAAUUCUGAUUUCACAGCGUUGUUUUGGAGCUUCCUAAACAUCACUGUGAUUUCAGAAUUCAAAAAUAUUGUGUCUGAAAUGAAGUACAGUAACCUACAUCUCUAAUUUUUUUUUGUAGAAAAAACCAUGGAAAUCUGAAAAAUAAGGUACAUUAAUCCCUUGAAUACAGUAACCUUUGAGACUAUUUCUCAAAAAUACAGUGAUAACUACAGUACCCUUUCUCAAAAUCAUUAACAAGUGAUUUUUGCUCAAAAACUGCCAUUUUCAAUAAUUUUGAAAAAUUUCAGAUAAAUUUUUAGCGCUAAAAUUCAAAUUUCUGAAAAAACUCGUAAAAUUGCUCAUUUUUGAUGAUUCAAAAAUUUUCAGCAAAAAAAUUUCAGCCAGAAAUUUCAAGUUUUGCUAUUUUUCAAAACUCACGAGCUCUUUAAAAAAAUACAGAACUUUUUUCUCUAAAAAAAACUUAGCUCUAGGAAUAAACAAGUUACAGUAAUCCCCUGAAUACAGUAACCUUUAAGAUUAUUUCUCAAAAAUACAAUGAUAACUACAGUACCCUUUCUCAAAAUUAUAAAACUUAUUAGUUACAGUACCCUACCGUAACUUUGCCACGUCAUAAAAAGUUACAGUAUGACCAGAAUUUUGAGGAUUACAAAAUUCGAGUAAAAAGAUCAAAAUUCCAGUGUCUCACCGAUCGUGCUCACUCGGAUUUCCACAAAAAAGUGACACACAGUGCAAGUGAGCUGCUCAACAGCCUCGAGCCAUAUUGUCAAUAUGGAAUUGAGCUCGCGUGCUCAUCAAAAUACGGAACUACAUUUAACGAACAUAAAUGGUUUGAGAGACCGUUCAACGAUGUGUUCUACAAUUUGGAUUGGGCCAAAUAUAAGCCGUGGGACACGAAACAUCAUUGGAAUAUUCAGAAAUUGGUGGAUUUGGCCAAGAAGUUGAAAUUGAAACAUUGA